AUGGUUCAAAUCAAGGCAGCUGCUGCUCUGGUUAUGCUUUUCGCUGGUCCAGUACUUUCUGGACCCGUUGAAGCUCGACAGGCCUCUGUGAGCAUUGAUGCCAAGUUCAAGGCCCAUGGGAAGAAGUAUCUGGGAACUAUUGGUGACCAGUACACCUUCAACAAGAACGCAAAGACCCCGGCAAUUAUCAAAGCUGACUUCGGUCAAUUGACUCCGGAGAAUAGCAUGAAGUGGGAUGCCACUGAGCCAAACCAAGGGCAGUUCUCCUUCACGGGAUCGGACUAUUUGGUCAACUUUGCUCAGUCAAAUGGGAAGCUGAUCCGUGGCCAUACUCUCGUGUGGCACUCUCAACUCCCGUCUUGGGUCAAUUCUAUCUCAGACAAAACAACCCUGACCAAUGUUAUGAAGAAUCACAUUACUACCAUAAUGAACCGGUACAAGGGCAAAAUCUACGCCUGGGACGUCGUGAACGAGAUUUUCAACGAGGAUGGUUCCCUUCGCGACAGUGUUUUCUCCAGGGUGAUCGGUGAAGACUUUGUGCGGAUUGCUUUCGAAACAGCUCGUGCUGCAGAUCCAAGUGCAAAGCUCUACAUCAAUGACUACAACCUGGAUUCCGCCUCCUAUUCUAAGGUGAAUGGUAUGGUUAGCCAUGUCAAAAAAUGGAUUGCUGCUGGUAUCCCAAUUGACGGAAUCGCUAGUGCAGGAACAACAGAGAUCGCCAUCACUGAGCUUGAUAUUGCUGGUGCCAGCUCUACCGACUAUCUAAAUGUUGUUCAAGCUUGCCUGAACCAGGCAAAGUGCAUCGGAAUAACAGUUUGGGGAGUUGCUGACCCAGAUUCGUGGCGCUCCGAGUCAACCCCAUUGCUUUUCGACGGGAACUAUAACCCCAAGGCUGCAUAUAAUGCUAUCGCAUCUGGCAUCUAG
This is a messenger RNA of Penicillium vulpinum, 924 nucleotides long. Its product is annotated as endo-1,4-beta-xylanase. Gene Ontology annotation, biological process: carbohydrate metabolic process. Bases 1 to 924 code for a protein of 307 amino acids. Gene Ontology annotation, molecular function: hydrolase activity, hydrolyzing O-glycosyl compounds. The transcript has 9 exons. NCBI's taxonomy places the organism in Eukaryota, Fungi, Ascomycota, Eurotiomycetes, Eurotiales, Aspergillaceae. The record is from RefSeq and is a predicted model, not a curated record.